UAAGUGAGAAUCUGAUACCAAUAUUCAAUUUCGUCAGACCAGGAUAUGCUUUGGAUACUUGUCAAGACGGCUCUAGUGGAAUAACUCCAUUUAUAUUACUUUUCAUAGUGAUUAAUACUGGUAAUUGUGACCGUUUCACCAGACAUGUAUUGUACAGACUGUGUGAUUAAUGUAUAACUGAUCAGACAGACUUUUCCUGAUAUUUUUUUCACGAGAGCAAUGUUAAGCAACAAUACAACAGUUAAUUUGGUGGAUCAACCGAAAUCUGUGUAUGGUAUUCCGAAUGAAGCUGAUUUGAAGUAUUGUUGUUACGAGGCUUUUCUCAUUCAUAACUAUUUAUUCGCAGUCGUUUAUUUAAUAGUCUAUGUAUAUGGGAUGUCCUUGAUUAUAAAAUAUGUGAAGCUAUUAGUUCGACAACGUCUGAUUUUUACUAUUUUAGUAUUAACUAUUAUAUCAGAAGUUUGCACCAUAACGUUUUUAUUGAUUGACCCGUAUGGUCUAUUGAAGAGAAUUCCAAAAAUAAUCUUAACGUUCCUUUGGAAGGUACCAGACACGAUAAAACUAUGGAAUUUUUUCCUGCUUCAUUACUUUUUAUCAAAACAAACUCGAUUACACUUAGGUACGCCGGAAAUAAAGAAUUUUAAUUUGUUGUUGAUGUGUUGUAUAGUCGAGUCAGUGCUUUUAACAAUAUGUAUAAUUUUGACAUGCUUUCAAGUUACUACAUUUCCGCUUCCGGUAAUCAACGAUGGAAUUGUUACCAUAUUUGCUUUUCUGUUACUGUCUGUUUUUAUAUACGGAGCACCACAGUUAUCGCAAUAUAUAAGGGAAACAAAGAGAGCAAGCAAAAGUUUUAAUGAAUUCAGCUCAUCUAGGAAAAAAGAAGAGUUAAAAACUUCUCAGUCAUUCGAUACCAACCAGAAACGACUGAAAUUUCCCAAGAUAAGGAAAUCCGAAAGUUCUUUCAGAAAGAUAUCACUGACAAGUUUUUCCGACUCUUCUGUAAUUGAAGUUAAAGUGCCAGUUGAAAAAGUAAUAUUUUCAAAGGUGAUAAAACGUCCCUGCAAUUUAAACAUAAAGCCAAACAUUUUUACUGAUGACGUUCUAAACUUCGGAGAAAUUUCAAAUAGUAGGAAGAUGAAAAAAGAAGAUUCUUUUCUCGAUAACAGUAAGAAUAAACAAUUAAUUCCAAAUACUUCAACGGACUCUGUGUAUAAAGAAUUGCCUCAAGAACAGUGUAACUGUGCUAAAUUUCUUGACCUGGAAAAUGGUAUGAUACCCUAUACCAAUGACGUCAAUGACACAAGACAGGAAAAUUCAAAAUCUAUUUCAAAUGAGCAAGGGUACUUAGCUGAUGGCGAAUGCCAUAGUCAUAAUUCUGAAAAUAGUUUAGACUCUAGAAGCAAAUCAUUUGAUACUGAACAAACAGCAACGGAAAACAAUCGAAAAAAUAAAGCAGGAUUUCCGGUUUCGAUUUCAUUCUUAAGUGUGUACAGGGUACGACAAUUUAAAAUGUUACAACGAAUGUUAAAAGUAUGUUACAUCCAAACAUUUUCUAUGGGAAUUUUGAUUAUAUGUAAGCUUUAUAUAAUAUUUAGUGAAUAUGGAGGGAUAUUUUAUACCAGACGCUUAAAACCUGUACCAUGGCUUGUGUUCCAGUCUUUAUACAGAACUGUAGAGUUUACCAUCAGCCUGGUAUAUACAGCAGCAGUUCAUGUGUACACGUCAUCAAAACCGUCUGGUCAAAUGAGGAAAAGAAAAUAACAGCUAUCUUCAAUGCAGCAUAUCAUCUUUUAUGUGUACACAUCAUCAACACAUGUUGAGUAAAGAAGGAAAACAAAAUAUCACCAACGGUCAAUGUUAAAAUUUGACUUUCUUGCAUGAACUUGAACUUAUUAUACUUAUUGUGUUAAUGUCAAUCAUUAAAAGCGUUGGUGGCUUUUUUUUGUCGUAAGAU
Mytilus trossulus (common blue mussel) is the source of this 1954-nucleotide messenger RNA. RefSeq lists its product as uncharacterized. The coding region runs from base 220 to 1761 and encodes 513 amino acids. The record is from RefSeq and is a predicted model, not a curated record. Lineage: Eukaryota; Metazoa; Mollusca; Bivalvia; Mytilida; Mytilidae. The transcript has 2 exons.